This is a messenger RNA of Zygosaccharomyces rouxii, 366 nucleotides long. RefSeq names its product Rcf3p (gene RCF3). The coding region runs from base 1 to 366 and encodes 121 amino acids. The record is from RefSeq and is a predicted model, not a curated record. Lineage: Eukaryota; Fungi; Ascomycota; Saccharomycetes; Saccharomycetales; Saccharomycetaceae. The transcript is spliced from 2 exons.
AUGCCACGUCAAGUGCAGCCGAUCCACUAUGAUCCUGCGACCGUUAGACAACUCACCAAGGAGAUUGCGGUAGCUUCAUGUAUAGGAGCUGCUCAAGGUGCACUGAUCAGUCUCACGACUGGGUUGCUUUUAAGAAGAUUUUCUCGUGUGUAUAAGAACGUAAGGACCCCGGUAAGGGUGUUUUACCACAGUUCGUGGAUCUCCAUGGGGGCCGUCUUUCAAGCAGACAAACAACUGUUGAAAUUCCAAUCCAAAUAUUAUGAAACUGAAUUAAAGCGUAGAGAGCGUAUAUUGGAUGAAGCUGCAGAAAGAGGUAUAUUCUUGGAAGACGGGGCUGUCGCCGAAAGCACUACCAAACGUAGCUAG